GGGUUCACUUGUAUGCACAUUAGCCAGAUAGCAAACACAAGUGUAUUCAAAUCAGUUACGUACCCGACCUCCAAUCCGGUCACUCGAACAUCUCCUCAUCACUCAGGACAUCAUGUUUUUGGGACGCAACCAUCAUAAAUUAGCGACCAUGUCUAAUAGUAUUAGAAUAUGUAGAUGCUUAAAAACAAAUCCCUCCACUAUUCGACAUUAUGGUAUUAGAAGAUCCUAUAGUCAACUUUCUCACAUGCAGUUGGACCUGAAACGCGCGUUGCAGUCAACCGAUUCACAGUCGGUUAACGGAUCUUCGUUUGUAGACAGAACGCAAUUGAAAUAUGCACGGCGACUGGUAAUAAAAUUGGGCAGUGCCGUAAUCACGAGAGCAGACGAACAUGGUAUUGCCCUUGGUCGAUUAGCGUCGAUUGUUGAACAAGUAGCUGAAUGCCACCUGGAGGGUCGUGAAUGUAUCAUGGUCACCAGUGGAGCGGUAGCAUUUGGAAAACAAAAACUUACCCAGGAAUUAUUAAUGUCACUGAGUAUGAGAGAGACGUUAUCGCCCAACGAUCAUGCCAGGAAAGAUGUUAGGACAUUGUUAGAAGCCAGAGCAGCGGCAGCUGUUGGUCAAUCCGGCCUCAUGUCUCUAUACGAUGCCAUGUUUUCGCAAUACGGAGUGAAGAUCGCUCAGGUCUUGGUAACUAAGCCCGAUUUUUACAACGACGAGACAAGAAAAAAUCUCGUCAGUACGUUGUCAGAACUCAUAAGUAUGAAUAUCGUGCCAAUCAUCAAUACAAACGACGCAGUAACACCACCACCACAGGACGACAAGCUCAUCAAAUCAAAAGGAAAAAAGGUGAUCAGCAUUAAGGACAAUGAUAGUUUGGCUGCUAUGUUAGCCGCCGAAGUCAGAGCAGACCUACUUGUGUUGAUGUCAGACGUUGACGGCAUCUACACGCUUCCGCCGAAACAAGAAGGAGCCAAAAUGAUUUGGACUUACAACAGCGAUAUGGUGGACAUCGUGCAAUUCGGCAAAAAGUCAACCGUUGGUACCGGGGGCAUGGAUUCCAAAGUUCAAGCUGCUACAUGGGCACUAAACAGAGGUGUGUCCGUAGUCAUCUGCAAUGGUAUGCAAGAAAAAGCAAUCAAGUUCAUAAUGGCUGGAAGGAAAAUCGGUACCUUCUUCACUAACGCACCAACUGCCAACACCGCUUCGGUGGAAACAUUAGCUGAUAACGCUCGUCAUGGGAGCCGAGUGUUGCAGAAGCUACCGGCCGAAGACCGAGCAAACGCAAUAAAUGCAUUAGCCGAUUUGUUGAUAAGCAAACAAGCGGACAUUUUGGAAGCAAAUGAAAAAGAUAUAGCUCAAGCCAUUAAGGAAGAAACAGCGGCUCCUCUGAUCAGUCGAUUAUCUUUGACACCGUCCAAACUGAAGAGUUUAGCCACAGGUCUUAGACAAAUCGCCGAGACCAGUCUCACAAAUGUUGGCAAAGUGCUGAGGAGAACGAAGAUUGCUGAAGGUUUAGAUUUAGCUCAGGUCACAGUUCCUAUCGGUGUUCUUCUUGUGAUUUUUGAAUCACGACCCGAUUGCUUACCUCAGGUGGCUGCGUUGGCGUUGAGCUCAGCGAACGGACUUUUAUUAAAAGGAGGCAAAGAAGCAUCGCACAGCAACAAAGCGCUCAUGGAUGUAGUCAAACAAGCAUUAGGCACGGUUGGCGCUCAAGAUGCCAUAUCUUUAAUUUCGACUCGAGAACAAAUUAGUGAUCUGCUAUCCAUGGAAAACCAAAUAGAUCUUAUCAUCCCACGUGGAUCUAGCGAGUUGGUUCGAAGCAUUCAAGAUCAAAGUGCUCACAUACCUGUGCUCGGGCAUGCCGAAGGAAUUUGCCACGUAUACGUUGAUAAGGACGCCAACCUGGAUAAAGCUCUAACGAUAAUCCGGGAUUCCAAGUGCGAUUAUCCAGCCGCAUGCAAUGCUAUGGAAACUCUACUAGUCCACGAGGACUUGUUCCACCAACCAUUCUUCAACGAAGUUUGUGAUAUGUUGAAGAGGGAAAAUGUGCAACUAUUUUCCGGUCCAAGACUGUCGAAACGGCUAACUUUCGGUCCACCCAGGGCCAAGUCACUGAAACACGAAUACGGCGAGUUGGCUUGCGCUAUUGAGUUAGUUGCUGACCUGGAUUCCGCUGUUAAUCACAUACAUACGUAUGGAAGCGGCCACACAGAAGUUAUCAUCACUGAAAACCCUGAUGCCGCUUCAAAAUUCCAAAGAGAUGUCGACAGUGCCUGUGUGUUCCACAACGCGAGUUCAAGAUUCGCUGAUGGGUUUAGAUUUGGUUUAGGCGCUGAAGUUGGCAUUAGCACAGGCAGGAUACAUGCUCGUGGUCCCGUUGGUGUUGAAGGACUUCUGACCACUAAAUGGAUAUUGAAAGGCGAUGGACACGCAGCGUCCCAAUUCGCCGAAGGUGGCGAUAGGACCUACUUGCAUGAGCAUUUGCCCAUCGAUAAAUAACCACUAUCAGGGUCAUCGAUAACCAGUCUGACAAUGAAAUUUCGUCGGCUGUUUCGUGUUCUAAUCACGAAGGUGUUUUUCAGCACUAAAACCUAACGAUAACAAAUUACUAUUUCAGGAUAUACCUACAUCGAUAUGUUUAUCAUAUUAAAAUGUUAAAAUUUUAUUAUUUCAAACAGAGAUAUCAGUCAUUAUUUAUGGUUUUUAAAAUGAUGUAUAUUAUACAUUGUAUAUAAUACGUAUUAGUAUACAGCUGUUUUGAUUUUGAGGUAUUUUAUUAUGUUGACCAUUUUGUUAUGAACUAAUAUCUAAAUUGUUUUAUUAUUAAAUUAUUACAAAUUUUAUGAAAAA
Molecule: messenger RNA, 2851 nt
Organism: Sipha flava (yellow sugarcane aphid)
Lineage: Eukaryota; Metazoa; Arthropoda; Insecta; Hemiptera; Aphididae
Gene: P5CS
Product: delta-1-pyrroline-5-carboxylate synthase
Exons: 14
Coding region: 113-2500 (795 amino acids)
Cellular component (GO): cytoplasm; mitochondrion
Molecular function (GO): ATP binding; glutamate 5-kinase activity; glutamate-5-semialdehyde dehydrogenase (NADP+) activity
Source: RefSeq, a predicted model, not a curated record